Messenger RNA from Exophiala aquamarina CBS 119918, 14565 nucleotides. RefSeq lists its product as uncharacterized. Gene Ontology annotation, biological process: ribosomal large subunit assembly; rRNA processing. The coding region runs from base 1 to 14565 and encodes 4854 amino acids. The record is from RefSeq and is a predicted model, not a curated record. The transcript has a single exon. Gene Ontology annotation, cellular component: preribosome, large subunit precursor; nucleus. Gene Ontology annotation, molecular function: ATP hydrolysis activity; ATP binding. NCBI's taxonomy places the organism in Eukaryota, Fungi, Ascomycota, Eurotiomycetes, Chaetothyriales, Herpotrichiellaceae.
AUGGAAGACAUAGCAGUGUACUGCUCAUGGGCAAAUGCGCAAUUGGAAGACUCGACGUCUUUUCUCAAAGUGCUCCCGACCGAAAUCCGAUCACAAAUUGUUCGAUCAACUGGAUCGCAAUAUUUCAGCCAUCUCGCUCAGGCCACCAAGCUGCCACAGUACUCAGAUGUGCUAUCACCACUCUACACGCCCCUCCUUCCAGAGUUAGCAGCGAGAUGGACAGCACCUGCCAAAUUGGGCAGCAAUUUGCACGAGGAGAUUCUAACAUUGGCAACCCUCGCACGCCUCUUGCCCGUCGCCGCUUACCUCAAACAUCAUGUCCAAACUACACUGGAGGCAAAGCAGUUGAAAACACUCUUCGAAACGGCAGGCGGUGAGGUCUUACCCGUCGAAGACGAAGAUUUGUCAUUACUUCUGAUUGCGCUGUUUCGCCUUCUGUCACACGACCGAGACGUACUCUCACCAGCCGUGGGCCCAUCAUUCUUUUCACUACUGCUGAAUCACGCCUCACUGUCGGUGAGGUAUGUUUCCGUUCAAUGUCUAUGUCUAUACAUGCAUUUUGCAGACGCUUUCUCAGAGAAAUUGGUCGGGCAGUAUGUUGGCACCGAUGCUAUAUUAGGCCCUUGGGAAGGACGCACCAUUGAUUUUCGAGUGCUGAAACUGUGGGAGGAGAAAAGAUGGAGAGAUCUAGAUGGAGCCAUCUCUCACAUCCAGGAACGGUGGCAGAAUGAUCAUGCAACAUCUGCUGCCACGAGCAUCACUUUAAGCACUACUUCUCCGAAUACCGCCAGUGUUGGAGGGGUCUUAGUACCACGAAUGGGAGAGCUAGAGAUUCCAAUGUCAACCUUCGUCCAAACUCCGACCUCAAGACGUAACUUAUCUCAAGUUGGCAAAUACCUACUCCAAAAAACGCCCCUUCUUCUCACCGGCGAGGCAGGCUCAGGCAAAACCUCCCUCGUUCGUGAAGCGGCUCGAUUAUUGAACAAAUUAUCGACAAUGAUUACGUUGCACCUCAAUGAGCAGACGGAUGCGAAAAGUCUUCUAGGACUGUACACAUCAUCUGCCGACGGCGAAACCUUUUCUUGGAGGCCUGGUGUUUUGACAAAAGCUAUGCAGCAAGGAAGAUGGGUAUUGAUUGAAGACAUCGACCGGGCGCCUGCUGAAGUCAUGGGUGUUCUCCGCCCUAUCCUUGAGUCAGGCGAGCUCUUCAUCGUUGGUCGAAAAGAAAGGAUCAUACCCGCGGAGGGAUUUCACAUUCUGGCUACGAUGAGAACUAGUGGAGGCCGACGUCGGACCCCUAAUAGUCGGUACUCCUGGCUGUUCAACCCAAGACUGUGGAACACCAUCGAGACUGCUACCUAUGAACCCGCAGAAAUCGAGUCACUGCUUCAUGCGCGUCACCCGGAAGCCGAAUCUUUCAUCCCAACUAUAUUGCGAGUGCAUCAGCAUGUCUGUCGCAUGUAUGAAGAUGAACCUCGUCUUAAAGCUCUACAAAGUCGCAAACCGUCACUUCGAGACCUCCUUGUGUGGUCGCGUAGAGUUGUGCGCAGGCUGGCUUCUCACAGCCCAAGAGCGGCAUCAGCAUCAGCAUCAGCAUCUAUUCCACAACGCCUGAAGGUGGAUAUAUUCAAAGAUGCAGUAGACAUUUAUGCUGGAUACCUCAAUGAUGAAUUGCUUCACGAUAUGGUCGCCUCAUGUGUGGCCCAGGAAAUGGAUAUAUCCCCACAACAGAUGCAGCAUUCACUAUUGGAAGAGGUUUCAAUAACAAGCUCUAAAGCAAGUGAAAUCUUGAUUGUCGGCCGGAACGCCCUGAAAAAGGUUGUCGGGGGUCGAACCCAAGUUCGCAAUCAUUCUUUCGCACUCACUGCCUCUGCACAGAGGGCAUUAGAUCGCAUCUCAGCCAGUGUAAGCCAUUCGGAGCCUUGCCUUCUGGUGGGCGAGACAGGUGUUGGUAAGACUUCGCUCGUCCAGCACAUCGCCAGUUUGGUUGGUCAAAAGCUCACCGUGGUCAAUCUCUCGCAGCAGAGCGAGGCCAGCGAUUUGCUAGGAGGACUAAAACCAGUCACUACCAGAUCCUUGAUCCUGCCUCUGGUCGACAAGUUUAACGCACUGUUCGAGGAUACGUUCUCUACCAAGAGAAAUGAAAAGUUUCAGCUGGCUAUCUCAAAAGCUGUUGCUAAGCAGAAUUGGCUGCGGCUCUCAACUCUCUGGCGCGAAGCAAUUCAGCUAGCUUCUGAGUCUUUAAGGUCAUCAUCCGAGCCAUCGACGCCAGAAGGGUCCAUACAUGCCAACAAGAAGCGAAAAUUAGCGAACCCAAAAUAUGACGAUCUCAGGAGUAGAUGGAGCAGUUUCUCUGAAAACUUCCUGCAGAUACAAGCACAGAUCGAACGAAGCGAUAAAAAUCAAAUAUUCUCCUUUGUUGAAGGGAGACUUGUUCAAGCUGUACGCGAUGGGGAGUGGUUGCUCCUUGAUGAGAUCAACCUGGCUUCGCCUGACACUCUCGAUGCUAUCAUAAGCUUGCUACACAACGGAGACGAUGAAAAGCCGUCCCUCCUUCUUGCUGAAUCUGGGAAGAUCGAGUCCGUGACUGCAAACCCUAACUUUAGAGUUUUCGCAGCGAUGAAUCCGGCUACAGAUACUGGAAAGAAAGAUUUGUCGUUGGCCUUGCGGUCGAGGUUUGCCGAAAUCUUUGUCCAUUCAGGUGAUAGCAAUUUAGAAGAUCUUACGAAAAUCGUCCAAAUCUAUCUAGGGCCGCUUCUUGAUGUCGACAAGAGAGCAGCUCUUGAUCUCGCACGCGCUUAUAUUGCCCUCAAAGGACUCAACCAAGAGCACCGCCUCACUGAUGGCGCAGGAGAAAUUCCUCAUUUCAGUAUACGAUCUUUGGUUCGAUGCUUGAUGUAUAUACAGAAACACAGCCCUAGUCACAGCCUGAGACGUGCCAUGUACGAAGGCUUUGCAAUGAGCUUCUUUACAGUGCUCAGUAGGGCGUCCGAAGCAUUGUCUUCGGACUUUUUGGAGCAGCACCUAUUGUCCAAUGUGAAGAAUAGGAAAUCCUUCUUCAAUCAGCAGCCAAAGUUCCCUCCUGGUGGCGAGGAAUUUGUUGCAUUCCGACAUCACUUGGUCAAGAAAGGCCCAAUAAGCCCCGACUUUCAACCACACUACAUCCGAACGCCCUCUGUCGAACGCAAUCUACUCAAUCUGGCACGAGCAGCGUCAAUGAGAAGCUUUCCAAUUCUGUUGCAAGGACCAACAUCGGCAGGUAAAACCAGUAUGGUGGAAUACCUUUGCAAAUUAUCUGGCAACAAGUUCAUGAGAAUCAACAAUCACGAGCACACAGACCUGCAAGAAUAUCUUGGGAGCUAUGUGUCCGGUACUGAUGGAAAACUACAGUAUCGUGAAGGCGUCCUAGUGGAUGCACUCCGUCAAGGCCACUGGAUUGUUCUUGAUGAAUUGAACCUGGCUCCAAGUGAUGUUCUUGAAGCCUUGAAUCGCCUUCUCGAUGACAACAGAGAGCUUCUCAUUCCAGAAACACAGGAGCUGGUUCACCCACAUCCUAAUUUCAUGCUUUUUGCUACCCAAAAUCCUGCUGGCCUCUAUGGAGGCCGCAAGCGACUGUCUCGUGCCUUCAGAAACCGUUUUCUGGAACUUCACUUCGACGAUAUACCUGAGGAUGAGCUUGAAACGAUACUUCGAGAGCGAGCUCAACUGCCACCGUCAUACUGUUCUCAAAUUGUAGCAGUGUACAAAAAACUCUCACUCCAAAGACAGUCAUCUAGACUGUUUGAGCAGCGCAAUAGCUUUGCUACUUUGCGCGACCUCUUCAGGUGGGCGGCGAGACCAGCUGAUGAUCGGCAGAAAUUGGCCUGUCAUGGCUUCAUGCUGUUGGCUGAGCGGGUUCGAGAUGCAGCGGAGAGGAACAUCGUCAAAAAGACAAUCGAAGAGACAAUGAAGGUUGUCAUCGAUGAGGACGUCCUCUACAGUUUGUCUGCCGUACCUUCUUCAGUUCAAUCUGUUGGGACAAUCGUCUGGACGUCGGCAAUGAGAAGAUUGUUCGUGCUAGUUUCUGAGGCGUUGAAAAACAACGAGCCUGUCCUUCUGGUUGGUGAAACAGGCUGCGGGAAGACCCAGAUCUGCCAGGUCAUUGCCGAAGCCUUUCGCCGGCCUCUCAACAUUUACAAUGCACACUCAAACACCGAAACAGGCGACCUCAUAGGCUCGCAACGGCCCAUACGCAAUCGAUCCGAGCUUGCAGAGCUUGUCUGCAACAAUUGGGCGUCAUUAGUUGCAUCCGAGGAGCAUGAGCUUGACCAAAAAUCCCUUGCGGUUGAUGACAUUGCAGCUCGAUUCGCAAAUUUACCGAAGUCCAAUUAUGAUCAAGAAGCUGUGGAACGGCUUCGUACGAGUCUCGGAGCGUAUCAAUCACUUUUCGCCUGGGGUGAUGGAAGCCUCGUUCGGUCUAUGAAAACGGGCGAGCACUUUUUGCUUGAUGAAAUAUCUCUUGCUGACGAUUCUGUUCUGGAGCGCUUGAACAGCGUUCUUGAGCCGUCUCGUAGCAUAUUACUAGCGGAGAAAGGCUCAGUCGACAAUUUUGUCAUCGCCCAUCCAUCGUUCCAAUUUUUAGCGACCAUGAACCCUGGCGGCGACUAUGGAAAAAGAGAGCUUUCAGCUGCGCUUCGCAACCGGCUCACUGAGAUUUGGGUUCCUCCGCUUUCACAAGAAGCAGAUAUCCUGCCUGUUGUUGAGAAUAAACUCAGCCCAGAUGUGAAGCACUUUGCCGUGGUCAUGCUGAAAUUUGCCCUAUGGUUUCGAGGUAUGUUUCACAACACCAGUUCCACGGUCAUUCCCUUGCGAGACUUGCUUGCAUGGGCAGUUUUCGUCAACGGUGCAGCUGGUAUAGGCGAGGAACUUGCUCUCGUGCAUGGAGCUUUCAUGGUUUACAUCGAUUCAAUCGGCGCCAACCCCGCGGGUAUGACUUCAAUCAACUCGAGCGAUCUGAACGUAUCGAGAGUCAAGUGUCUUCAACACUUGCAAUCCCUGGUGGAGAUUGACGUUAACAAAGUCUACAGAGAUACCCCUGUGUUGAGCGCUGGCGACCAAGUGCUCCAUGUUGGCUCAUUCUCUAUUCCUAGGAACAUCGACUCUAGCAAAUCCACCCCUAAUCUUGUAUUCAACGCGCCCACCACGCUACAAAAUACGAUGAGGAUUGUACGCGCAUUGCAGAUGAGCAGACCAAUAUUAUUGGAAGGGAGCCCUGGUGUUGGCAAGACUGCUAUUUUUACUGCUCUGGCACAGGCCUCUGGUAAAUCAUUCACUCGCAUCAACCUCUCUGAUCAAACAGACCUUAUGGACCUGUUUGGAGCGGACGCUCCAUCUGAGGACGAAGAAAUGGGCAGAUUUUCAUGGCGCAAUGGUCCAUUGCUGGACGCGAUGCAAUUGGGAGGCUGGGUCCUUCUUGAUGAAAUGAAUUUGGCUUCACAGUCAGUUCUGGAAGGGCUCAACGCUUGCUUGGACCAUCGACAAGAAGCCUACAUCGCCGAACUGGAUAAAUCUUUCACCUGCCAUCCCGAAUUCACACUAUUUGCAGCACAAAACCCACAUCAUCAAGGCGGUGGACGGAAAGGGCUUCCAGCAUCUUUCGUGAACCGAUUCACUGUCGUCUACGCUGAUUCUUUUACACCGGAAGACUUGCUCUGCAUUUGUCAACGGAAAUUCCCUGAAAUAUCAACCCAUGAUCUCGAGACCAUCAUAGCAACGAUUGCAAAGACUGAGGCUGCCGUCUCUAGAGUAGCGAGUUUCAACCACGGCGCACCUUGGGAGAUGAACCUUCGAGAUACCAAUCGCUGGCUGCAACUAUGUGUGGAACAGCCCACACUUGAUCCACUCUCUCAUUUUGGCUCUGUUGUCGCGGCACGAUUUCGGACUCCGGCCCAGAAGACACUUUGUUCUGAAAUCUGCCAGCAGAUGCCAUCCAGUAUUGCUUCAGAGAGCUUCUACACGAAUAUCUCAACCAAUGUCUUGCAGAUUGGGACGGCCUUUUUACAGAGAGAUGAUGUAUUCCAACACACCACAGGAAUACACUCAACGAUACCAAGUGCCCUUCUUCCCGCGGCGAAGUCCAUGAUCACGGCAAUUAAUCAUAAUUGGCCACUCAUUAUAACAGGGCCCGUAGGCUCUGGUAAAACAUCCCUUAUCCGUUCCAUUGCAGCAUAUGCUGGGGCCAACCUCGCGGAGUUUUCCAUGAAUGCAGACGUUGACACAAUGGAUCUCAUAGGUGGGUUCGAGCAAUACGAUCCUCGCCGUGGUGUGGUCGAAAUCCUGAGGAAGACUGAAGCCACGUUGCGAGCCCAUAUCGCGCACGCUGCGAACAGUGAGGUGGGAAAUGCGGCGGCCAAAUUUCUCACAUUAUGGGCAACCUUUCAAUCUCCGAGUCUGCGGGAUAGUGAUCUUCUCUCUGCUUUGUCUACCCUGACUUCAGUAUCACCCCAUUUCACGGAGAUUGAGAAAGAGUUCUCAGACUUUCUCAUGUUUAGUGGCAACACUAAGUCUAAGUCUCAGUUUGUCUGGAAUGAUGGCAUCCUUGUUGAUGCUCUCAAGAAUGGUUCGUGGCUCGUUCUCGACAACGCAAACCUGUGUAAUCCUUCUGUACUUGACAGAUUGAAUUCACUUCUAGAACCUGAUGGCUGUUUGACCAUAAGUGAGCAGCACGGAGGCGCCAAGGGUGGACGGGUUGUCAAGCCACACAAGAACUUCAGGAUCUUCAUGACAGUGGACCCUCGCUUUGGAGAAUUGUCGCGAGCAAUGCGAAAUCGAUCGCUUGAGGUAUCUCUGCCAAAUGAAGCCCAAGAAGUUGGAAAUCCCUCGCUAAUUCAGUAUCCAUACGCCGCUGCGUGUCACCGCCUCAGGUAUUUCUUUAGUAGUGUCAAUUCGGGUUCCUCACCAAGGGUUAUUGAAGCCACCAUUGACAAUCUUUCGGUUUCAGAAGCCGCCCUGACGGCUUCUGAAACCGUCCACUUACCAGGCCUUGAAGAAAACAAACAACUUUGCACGGAUUUGUGGUGCAUGACAUACUCUAACAACUCUGAAAAUGUGUGCAACAUAUUUGACAUGGAAUCUGCUCCCACUGGGAGCUUUUUGCCUCAACUACUUACAAUGAAUGAGCCUUGGACCGCCCUAGUCGGCUCACAGAAAGGACUUCCCUCCGCAGAGCUGAUUACGCGAACCUGGUUCAUGGUCAGACGCAAGACAAUCAUUGCAACAAAACUGAGCCUCGCUCAGAGCCACGCACAAGCUUUUCCUGCCAAAGAUCUGACUCUUUUUGAAAAAUCAUUGACAGUCACAGACACGAAUACCCCACAUCCCACACCUGCAGUAGGGCCGUUUGCACAUUUCUUAAUGCUCACUUUGCAGAGGGCGCUCGACGGUGGCCUGAAGGGUCAGGCUGAUGUGACACUGGUUGAAUCUGUGGAACGCAUUUUGGGUUUCGUCGAGUGCUUGAUGGAUCUGUUCAGCACAAAAUUCCUGGACUACUCUCAAUUUUAUGGCCACUUGCAAAUGGGGCUUGAUAUUGGAAAGAGCUUACAAGCUCAUGUCAGUACUUCAUCGUUGCGGCAGUUGGCAUCGUUGUUUGGCGAAGGGCUUGAAUUAUUGUUGAAGCACAACCGUUUGGAACUCCGGACGGGAUUUUCUUUGCAAACCAUGUGGAAAUCGUUCAGACCGAUGGUCGCAGCUACGGCUUCCCAACUUUCAGCACAAUUGACUCUGGAGGAUCUGAUCACACGAUUCGAUGGGGCAUGCCGCAAUUUGGAACUCUCUAGGGCUCAGCUUUCUGUCCUAAGAUCGAGGCUUCUUCAAACAUACGUAUCCAUUCUGGAUUCCGAGCAGCCUGAAGCGGAUCUUGUAGCUCUCGGAGACGCAGUCAAGGGGAUUGAGCAACAGGCGCAUCGAGGCUUCCCAAUUCGAGGCAAAUUUGAGCAAGCUUUCGACUACAUUUACCAAAUUAUGAGCUCGGAUACGAGACUUAUCACUGCUGACGAAAUGAGAGCUAUGGUGCCUUUCAGUCCUAUAGCUCAAACGCACUUGCCGCCCUUGGGCAACCAACUUUUGCAAUGCAAGCAUUUGAGCCAGCUUGCUUCAAUGAGAGCCUCUCUACUUUCUAGCCAAGCGUCUAUCGGUUUGCAACUCCUCACACAAUUGACCAAUAUAUAUCAUCAGCCUUUGGGAUUACUAGAACACGCAACCGAAGAGGCUGCUCAGUUGAUAAAAGCAAUCGCUUCUCACACGCCUGUAUUGAAAGACAGCCUGUCUCUGAUUAUCGAGAAUUUGCGGGCUAUCGUGACAGCAAUAAUGCUUGCACAUCAAGAUUUACUUACCGCAGAAGCGCAAGCAUGCUUCUUGGAGCAGGGAGCUUUCGGUUUGUCGCAACUCAGUAAGCUCGCGAGUGAUUGUGUCGUGCUGGGCAAAGAUGGAAAUAGGAGCUUUGAAAAGCAAUAUCUGGAUCAUAUUCAUCCGGCUGUGAUGCUUUUGAAUGCUGAACAGGGCAUUCGGCUUGAGCAAGUACGAGCUUCUCUGAUACACGUGUCAAUUGCUGGGCUGAUAUUGAUGGUACCUCAACGAGUGUUUGACCCAGCAACUUACUCGAGUCUCUUGGUUCAAUUCCACGAUAGGAGAGCGAGCGAGCUCACAGCAAGAAUUGAUGGGCAAAGACAAUUCCACAAACAGAAUAUGGGUCAAGCAACAAGUCUUGUUAUCCGAAUUUUGGAAAAGGAACUCGACAACCUGGAAAGUGCUCCAACAGCUCCUCAAAUCUUUCGACCAAAAAGUUCUGAACUUGCCAGACUUCAGGAACUCUUUGCGAGACUCGCACAAUUACUUCUGAAAGACUUGAGUGCAUCCGGUCUUCAUGAGCGAGGGUCAAACCAGCAGUUGAAGGUGAAUAUGUGGUCAAUCGUAGACCGCCUGGAGAAAGCCCACAGGGCAUAUGAUGAUUUUGUGAAGCCCAUCACAUGGUUCGCAAAAUGUCUUUUGCUUGGGCUGGAAAUUGACACACAUAAAGACGAAAGGCUUGGCAAGGCUGGCACCACUCAUGAGAUUAUCACCCAUACACCUCUCCUAUCCUUUUCGCCGGAGAAAGUGCAGCUUUGGGAAGGAAUUGAGAUAUCAGCGGCCACUGCACCCCUGAAACUUCAUUGGCUCGAACACAAUGCAUUAUCGACGAUAUUAGCGCAAAUGGAAAGAAGUGUCAGGAAUGUCGAACCCCUCCAAAUGUUCAUUUGCGUCCUCGACACCUUCUACACUGAAUGGAAAAUACGCCUUUCACAAGACCAGCUUGAGGCUGCUGCUCAAUCCCGAUACUACUCAUAUCGAGGCGAUGAUGAAAUGGCUCAGGAACUAGAUGAUCGAGAGCUCCGCCAGCUGUUCCCAGAUUAUCAUGAGCCUCCUGUGGAGACCGAGGGCAACGCCAAGAUCUACGACCCUCGUGCUACGGCAAUCAGAGUAGCACAGCUUCACCAAAAGACGUACAAAGUGUCAAAUAUGGACCAACAUGAUGCGAUGCGUGGUUAUAUCCGAAGCGCUUUCGAAUAUCUUGGACAAUUCAAAGACAAUCAAGCAAACGUCAGUACUGUGUCUUUCAUCGACAUGUUACCAGCCAUUCUGUGGCACAUGGAGAACAAGACAGCCGAAUUUAGCGGAAAUGCAAGAAGUGAUGCCAUCAAUAUCUAUGUUGACUUUGAUGUAGCCGAAAGCCGGAAGCUCUUCAUUCUAGUACGACAGAUCCAAGCAAGGUUUUACAACAUACAAGAUCAAUGGCCGGAGCAUGCUGUUCCAGGAGAUGUUAUUACGUCUUGCGAUGAUAUCUUGCACUUGAAUAUCUCCGAGCCAGUUGCCAAGCUUUUGGUGAAGACGGAAAAACUCUUUGAGGUAGCCACGCAAUGGCAAAGUGUAGCUGCCCGGGAAUGGUCUGUGGCACCUCUAAUUGAUCAAUUGACAACCCUGAUCAUCAGCUGGAGGAGACUAGAGCUUCUAUCAUGGUCAAGGCUCCUCGACGAAGAACAGAAGAAGCAUGAAGAGAAUGCCCAAGCCUGGUACUUCGUCGCCUAUGAGGCCGUCAUCUACAACAGUAUCAGAAUUCAAACAGAGGUUAAAAGUAUCCAAACCUAUUGCGAAGACCUCGUGCGAACUCUGGAAGAGUUUCUCAAGACGGCCACGCUGGGCCAAUAUUCAUCACGUCUAGCACUUCUCAAUACUCUUUGCCAAACGCUCCGUGAUGCUGCGCAGCAUGAAAAUCACCUCUUGGAUAUUAGCGCCUCUGUGUCCACUGUUAUUGAACACUACGAUAGAUAUACACCAAGCAUUUCUGACUCGCUGCAGAUGGGACGUGCAGAGCUUGAGAAGGCACUCAAAGAACAAAUUCAACUUGCCAGCUGGAAAGAUACCAACAUCACCGCACUCCGUGAUAGUGCACGACGUUCGCAUCUGAAAUUAUUCAGGAUUGUGAAGAAAUACCGUGACCUUCUCAACCAGCCCAUCACAACACUCAAGUCAGACCCUGAUGGCUCUCCUGAUGAGGUCAAGAAAUUUCGAAACAUUAAGCCCAUCAUCGAACUUGGUCAACAGGAACGGAUUUCCUCAGCUGUCCAGACUUGCGCUUCAACCAUCCCAGAUUGGGGUAGCAGACCUGAGAGAUUGACUAAUCCUCUGGGCUCAAUCAAGAGUAUGGAACGUGUCUACCAUGCCACCAUAUCUGAUUUCGACGCUCAUAUUGAACUCGCUGCCUUCCGCAUUGAUUUGAUCUCAAACAUCAAAGAGCUCAGAACUCAGACACCAGCAAAUUCCACAGAUGAGAACUCGUCAUUGGUACGUCAUCUACAGGAAAGAAAGCGGCGCUUUUUCGCAGAAACGCUCAGGAAUCUUGCCCAGAUGGGCAUCCGAAGAAAUCUUCCCGUCUCUGAGCUUGAGAAGCAGUCGACGAAAGCCGGUGUCCUUGUAUCCGUGUUCGUUGAUCCAAUGUCCGAGCUGUACGAUCCUGCGUGUGUGAAGUUUCACGAAUUAUUAGAUGUCAUGGCUGACGCACGGAGUGCAAGAAAGGAACAUUCUGAUGACCUUACUGAGGGCGAGAUAAGCCGCGGUCUCGGCCUUUUGGAAGGCUUGCUCUUGGUCAGCAUCAACCAGAGACAACAUCUCGGAUCUGCAGUCAAAGACUGGACCAACCUUCAGAAAGCUUCAUCCAAACUUCGAUCAUUGGGAUUUAUCGCACCAGAUGAGUUGUUGGUAUCAACGAAUUCCAGCCACAGUGCCAGGCGCCUGACUCAACAUCUGACAUGGUUCUCAGAGAUAUUGACUUUCACUUCUACGAUCUUAGCUUUUCAAGCUAAGCAUGCUAACCUUCAGAUCGAUGAACUUAUAACGGCUAUGGAGGGCCAUAGUAGCCUCUUCAGAGAGCUGAGAUCAAAGCUUCCUCGGCUUCCUCAACCACUAAGCAGUCAUACUGCGCAAUCUCUCUAUGAUGAGUGUUUUGACAGUCUACAUCGUUUUGGGUUGCUUCUGAAGGAGUGGCUGGCCAGAGAGCCGCGCAUUGAGUUCUUGCUGGAGAAACUUAUUCCUUGGACCAUUGCAGUACCGAAGAUGAUGGAUGUUACACAGAAUGGUGUGAAGGAGUUGAGUCUGCAGGAAUUCGACCAAAAAAUACGAGAUCUCAUGGACAAGAUAUUUGUUGCUCUCCAGAUGCUUCAAGUGGUAAAAGGAAAUAUGCCAACAUCGGUUGAGGAUGCGAAUUGGCUUGUAAAGUCCAACCGAGCGGCUUUCCAAACCCACGAGUCAAUGCAUGUUGGUAUCAUAGCUGCCGCCGCUCACGAUAUAUUCGCGAGCUUACAAUAUGUGCACCCUGAUGAGCUUGCCGCCGCAAGUUCUUUACUUUUGGUCGCUUCACCGAUCAUUGAACAGUACUUUGAAAUCCUUGGGGAUCUUAUAAGGAGACAAACCGCCGUUCAUAUAGAAACUUGUCGCCUCGCAAUCCAGCUGGCGGUGUCAUUCACAGCUCUAGCAAGGGAGGGCUUUUGUCGUCCUUCUGAUCCAUCUAACGGUGAAGAACAAUCUGGCAAGCUUGAGAGUGGAACUGGCCUUGGGGAGGGUGAAGGAGCCGAGGACAUUAGCAAGGACGUUGGAGAUGACGAAGAUUUAUCUGAGCUUGCUCAAGCAGAAGGUCAAGACAAGAAUGAUGGAGAAAUAGAGAACGCAGAAGAUGCCGUUGAUAUGGGGAACGAUGAUCUCAAAGGAGAGACUGGUGAUAAUGAAGAGCAGAAAUCCGACGAAGAAAAAGAUGACGAUCGUUCUGAACCUGAAGAGGGCGAUGAUAUGGAUGAAGAAACAGGGUCUGUGGAUGACCUUGACCCAUCUGCAGUAGACGAGAAGAUGUGGGACGAUAUGAAGAAGGAGUCGGAGCAGGACAAGGAACUGAAAAACGAUAAAGCGAAGGGCAGUAAGACAGAGGACCAGACUGCAACAGACGGGGAGAAGGCGGAAGGUGAAGAUUUGGAGAGCGCUGAUGGUGCGGAGGAGAUUGAUAAAGAAGAGGAAGAUGAUGACGGUGAGGGUGCCGAGCGGCCAGAGGCCCAGAAUAUGGAUCCCCACCCAGAAGAUGAACAGGCGCUGGACUUGCCAGAGGAGCUGGACCUUGCUGGAGGUGAGGAGACAAAGGACGACGACAUAUCAGACGAUGGCAUGAACGACUUGUCUGAUAUUGAAGACUCAAAGGACGAACUUCAACAGGAAGACAACCAAGUGGAAGCUGAAGAUAAGCAAGUCGAAGAUGAAGAGGACGAAGACGAGUUAGCCGAUGAAGGUGACAGAGAGGGUACUGCUCAUGAUGACGAAAUCGUGGAAGAUCAACCAGACGACGACCGCCCAGAUGAACAAGAUACUCGCGAGGCCGACGUACCUCAUGAAGUGGAUCAAAGUGCCGGCGGCGAAACUGGAGCAGCGAAUGAACCCCAAGAAACGUUGCAACAAGAGCAGAAUGUGCAAGGAGUGAAUCAAUCAGAAAAGCAGAUUGAUCCUCAACAAGCCCAGCCGGGCAAAGCUCCAGAGAAUGAGGAACAAGGCAACAGUGGAAAAGGUGCUCCCGAACAUGGUGCUGGGCAUAUGGACACUAUCGAGCGCCAGCAGGUUGAGUCACUCCGGAAGCUUGCUGAUGUGCUCGAUCAAUGGCAUCGGCGUCGAGAAAUAUUACCCGCAUCUGACGAAACGCAACCCAAAGAAAAAGAUGAAGAUAUCGACAUGGCAGACAUGGAUUUUGAGCAUGUCAAUAACGAAAUUGAUGCUGAGACACAAGCGCUUGGAGCAGCAGCUCCUGAACAGGCUCAGAAUCUUGAUCAGGGUAAGGCGGUUGAGGACGACAACAUGUCAAUCGACGAGGAUAUUGAUAUUCAUGGCGCCGUGGAACCCGAGGAGCAGGAGAAUGUUGCAGACAGAUUCAAUCGGGUACAAGCCCAGCAGGCACCAAGUGAAGUUCGGGAAGCUGGUGCUUUCAUGCCUAGCGUGAACCACAACCGGGAUAGGUACUCGUCGCAACAGGAAGACGCAGAUGCAGCUUCGGAAGACCUAACCCCAGACAUUGAGCAUCUUGAUAUUGGCCAGCAGGAACAUGGGGCAACAUCCCCUCUUACCUCAUCUGCCGAUGCUACACAGCUAUGGAAUCAUUGCUCGACAACCACACACCAAUUCUCGUUGGUUCUGACUGAGCAGCUGCGCUUAAUACUCUCUCCUACUACAGCAACCAAGCUCCGUGGCGACUUCCGUACGGGGAAACGCCUCAAUCUCAAGCGAAUCAUACCAUACAUCGCAUCAGGCUACAAGCGAGACAAAAUAUGGAUGCGGCGUUCCGUUCCUAGCAAACGCAACUAUCAAAUCAUGGUUGCUGUCGAUGAUAGCAAGUCAAUGGCGGAGUCUGGAGCCGACAUACUCGCGUUUGAGACACUUAGCUUACUCACCAAAUCUCUGAGUAUGCUUGAAGCAGGAGAAAUGUGCGUUGUUGGAUUCGGCGACGAAGAACACAUUCGGGUUGCCCACGCGUUUGGCACACCUUUCUCCCCGGCAGAUUCGGGAGUCAACAUCUUUCAAUCCUUCAGCUUCCAGCAAAGGGGCACCAACGUGAAAAACCUCAUCAAAGAGAGUAUACAGCUAUUUCGCGAUGCGAGAGUCAAAGGCCACACCGCAAGCGAAGAUCUGUGGCAACUCCAACUCAUCCUCAGCGAUGGGCAUUGCUCUGACCACGCGGGAAUCUCGCGCCUUGUCCGGCAAGCGCAGCAAGAGAAAAUCAUCAUUGUUUUUGUGAUCGUCGAUGCUGGAGAGGAAAGUAUUCUGGAUUUGAAGGAAGCUGUCUUCGAACAGGAUCCUGCAUCUUCUUCUGGACCUGGUGCUGUAUCUGAAAUGCGUGUGCGGACCAAGAGAUAUCUAGAGGAUUUCCCUUUCCCCUACUAUCUUGUGGUCAGAGAUGUCAGGGAUUUGCCAGGGGUCCUUGCCACGGCCCUCAAGGGCUGGUUUGGGAGUGUGGUCGAUGUGCAGGUUUGA